Liolophura sinensis is the source of this 476-nucleotide messenger RNA. RefSeq names its product small ribosomal subunit protein eS17-like. Gene Ontology annotation, molecular function: structural constituent of ribosome. Gene Ontology annotation, biological process: translation. Gene Ontology annotation, cellular component: ribosome. Lineage: Eukaryota; Metazoa; Mollusca; Polyplacophora; Chitonida; Chitonidae. The record is from RefSeq and is a predicted model, not a curated record. Bases 1 to 405 code for a protein of 134 amino acids. The transcript has 5 exons.
AUGAAGGGGCGAGUACGUACCAAGACCGUUAAGAAGGCGGCCCGGGUGAUCAUAGAAAAGUACUACACCCGUCUGACGCUGGACUUCCACUCCAACAAACGGGUGUGCGAGGAGAUUGCCAUAAUCCCUAGCAAGAAGCUCCGCAACAAGAUUGCUGGGUUUGUGACUCAUUUGAUGAAGCGCAUUCAGCGUGGCCCAGUGAGAGGUAUCUCUAUCAAACUGCAGGAAGAGGAGAGGGAGAGGAGAGAUAACUUUGUGCCUGAGGUAUCUGCUAUAGAGCAGGAUGUGAUUGAGGUAGACCCAGACACAAAGGAGAUGUUGAAGAUUCUGGACUUUGGCAGCAUCCCCAAUCUCCAGCCCACACAGCCUCCCACGCAGAUAGGAUUCCGGCCCAGAGGACCUUAGAACGCCAACAAAAUAAUGUACAAAAACCACAAGGAAAAAUAACAAUAAACCCUUCUCUUUGAAGAGUGAGA